UCCUUCAUUAUCCAAAACAACCAUUUGGCAAUUUGGAAAAUAAAAACGAUUGUGUCUCAUAAAUUUGCUCAUGGCUGAUUUCACAUCAGACUUUCAAAGUUUUAAACAAUCAUUUUCUUUCUUGGAUAUUGAUCCCGCCAUGGAAUCACUCAACCAAUUUGCUGAGCUGAGCCCAGGUGUCAUAGACAAUUCAGCCUUGAAUUUCCAAAGCUUCUUGCCUUUCUCCAAUGACAGCUUCUUCAGCAAUCAAGCACCUGAGAUUCCAGGCAAUAACUGGGGGGAAAACUUGCCAGGUUUUAUCCAUCAUAGCAACCAGAGUUCAGUAGUGUCAGUUGCUCAGCCCACUGUCACAUCUAAAACUGAAUUCCAUGAAAUCAAGAAGAGGAAAGCAUUGGAUGUAUCAGAAAGUAGUUCUGGGAACUCAUCAUCUCCUCAGGUUUCUGAAAGUGGAAUCAAGAGAAGAAAUAAUCCAGGAAGAGGGAAAAGAGCAAGAAGUAAUGAGAAGGGAGAGGAGAAACCAAAAGAAGUGGUUCAUGUCAGAGCCAGAAGAGGUCAAGCAACUGAUAGUCACAGUUUGGCAGAAAGGGUUAGAAGAGGGAAAAUAAAUGAGAGACUAAGAUGCUUGCAAGAUAUUGUCCCAGGAUGCUACAAGACCAUGGGCAUGGCAGUGAUGUUGGAUGAGAUAAUCAAUUAUGUCCAGUCCUUGCAGAAUCAGGUUGAGUUUCUUUCUAUGAAGCUGACGGCAGCAAGCACAUAUUAUGACUUCAACUCGGAGUCAGAUGCCAUGGAGAAAAUGCAGAGGGCAAAAGCACAGGAGGCAAAAGAGUUGGAUAGAUUGAUGAGAUCAGAAGGAUAUGUUGGAGGGCUAGCUUGCUUCCACUCAGCAGCAUGGUCCUCUUUGACUUAACUUCUAGAUGUUACACCUAAUUUGCCUUACAACACAUGAAGAUGCUCUAUUUUUCAACACUUUUCCAAGUUUAAAAGUAUCAGAAGUGUACCCCACUUGAUGCUGUACCUAGCAUAAGUGAAAAAAUUUAUACUUGUAAUUUGCCAGUCACAAGCAUUGGAAUUCUAUUCAAUAUUUACAAGAAAAGCUUACAAGUACAUUUUGUUUCUUC
Molecule: messenger RNA, 1118 nt
Organism: Theobroma cacao (cacao)
Lineage: Eukaryota; Viridiplantae; Streptophyta; Magnoliopsida; Malvales; Malvaceae
Gene: BEE3
Product: BR enhanced expression 3
Biological process (GO): regulation of DNA-templated transcription
Cellular component (GO): nucleus
Molecular function (GO): DNA-binding transcription factor activity; protein dimerization activity
Source: RefSeq, a predicted model, not a curated record